Mesocricetus auratus (golden hamster) is the source of this 3769-nucleotide messenger RNA. It is a transcript of the gene Nek7, whose product is annotated as NIMA related kinase 7. The transcript has 10 exons. Gene Ontology annotation, biological process: protein phosphorylation. Gene Ontology annotation, molecular function: protein kinase activity; ATP binding. Bases 223 to 1131 code for a protein of 302 amino acids. The record is from RefSeq and is a predicted model, not a curated record. NCBI's taxonomy places the organism in Eukaryota, Metazoa, Chordata, Mammalia, Rodentia, Cricetidae.
CCCUCCUGACAGCCGCGGCCGCGGGAGGAGGAGCGGAGUCGGGAGGAUGGGCCGCCGCUAGGCUCGCAGUGGUGAGCGCCGGCCGAGCGGGGUGGGAGCCGGUGCCUGCAGCGGCGCGGGCGGAGGCGAUCGGCCAGGGGUCCCGCAGCCCGCAGCCCUGCAGCCCGCGUGGACCGAGCUGCCCCGCCGUCCCGGAUUCUAAAGUCCCCAUUGAGCCGGACAAUGGAUGAACAACCACAAGGAAUGCAAGGGCCACCUGUUCCUCAGUUCCAGCCACAGAAGGCAUUACGACCGGAUAUGGGCUAUAAUACCUUAGCCAACUUCCGAAUAGAAAAGAAAAUUGGUCGUGGACAAUUUAGUGAAGUUUACAGAGCAUCCUGUCUCUUGGAUGGAGUACCAGUAGCUUUAAAAAAAGUGCAGAUAUUUGAUUUAAUGGAUGCCAAAGCACGUGCUGACUGUAUCAAAGAAAUAGAUCUCCUUAAGCAACUCAAUCAUCCAAAUGUUAUUAAAUAUUAUGCAUCGUUUAUCGAAGAUAAUGAACUGAACAUAGUUUUGGAAUUAGCAGAUGCUGGUGACCUCUCCAGAAUGAUAAAGCAUUUUAAGAAACAAAAGAGGCUAAUUCCUGAGAGAACUGUCUGGAAAUACUUCGUACAGCUCUGCAGCGCACUGGAGCACAUGCACUCUCGAAGAGUCAUGCAUAGAGAUAUAAAGCCAGCUAAUGUGUUCAUUACAGCCACUGGGGUGGUGAAACUUGGAGAUCUUGGGCUAGGUCGAUUUUUCAGUUCAAAAACCACAGCUGCACAUUCUUUAGUGGGUACACCUUACUACAUGUCUCCAGAGAGAAUACAUGAAAAUGGAUACAACUUCAAGUCUGACAUCUGGUCUCUUGGCUGUCUGCUAUAUGAGAUGGCCGCCUUGCAGAGCCCUUUCUACGGUGACAAAAUGAAUCUAUACUCUCUGUGUAAGAAGAUAGAGCAGUGUGACUACCCGCCUCUCCCGUCAGAUCACUACUCAGAGGAGCUACGACAGUUAGUUAAUAUAUGCAUCAACCCAGACCCGGAGAAGCGACCAGACAUCACCUACGUUUAUGACGUAGCAAAGAGGAUGCAUGCAUGUACUGCAAGCAGCUAAAAUGCAAGAUCAUGAAGAAGGCAACCAAAAUAACUUAAAAGUAUUUUUGUGCAAAUCAUACCUCCCUGUGUUUGUCUGGGUGUUAAGAUUAAUAUGUCAGAGUUAAUGUGCUUUGAAUCCUUAACCAGUUUUCAUAUAAUCUUCAUUUUCUAUCAGGCUCAAUCUCCUCAAAAAUCCGCAAUGACUUGGGCUUGCUCACAUUUCAUUAUCAGUGCAUGUAUAACUAGAGUCUUUCAUGGCUUAAGGUGUGAGCAUCGUUGUUGGGCGUUUUCUGCUGAUAAGUUGUGUUCAUAGAUUGUCAGUGCCAAAUAGUGAAGAAACAUGUUGGCACACAUCAGGAGAGAUGCAGAACCUGAGGAAGACCUGAGCAUUUGUUUUUCAGUCACAUAUGGACAUUGCAGUGGACACAAUUGUGAACUUACGCAUUUUGGGGGGAGUGGUUUGAAGUAUGUGCUUUAGCUCUUAGUUUUCAAAAAUAACUCCUAUGAUAAAUGCAGACAAACUAUUUGAGACACAUUUAAAAUUCUUAGUUUAUACAUUCAAAAUGCAACUAUUAAAUGUGAACAGGCAGGGGAUGAAAUGUGAGUCAGACACUGAGAUUUGUGUUUUCAUACCUUUGAAAGUCUCUUUGCAUUUAAAUGGUAUAAAUGAGUCCAUUUUAAAAGUGGUUAAGGAUUUGUUUGGCUGGUGUGAUAGUCAUUUUUAAAGUUGCACAUUGCCCAAGGCUUUGUGUGUUUUUAUUGUACAUUUGAACAAUAUUCUUGGAAUAAUCAUGCAGUAACUAUAAUUCAAUUUCUUUAUAAAUCUAAAUACAUUUAACUCAGACUGUACACUGUAAUGUAAACGUAUGUUCUUAUUCAUAGAUUGUAUUGAAGUUUUGAUCAAUCCCCUUCAGAAUUUUUUUAUUCUUCAAGUUAUUUAUAUUGUGUGUGCAUUUUAUUCAUUAAUGUUUCAAGUUUUCUGAGAACAUAAUUAAUUCCCUUUUUAAAAGAUAUUUGAUAUGCCAACACUCACUUUUCUUAGAAUGAAACUUUUUUUUUUAACUUUUGGGCCACUCUGUGUGCAUGCGUUUUUAUCUUACUAGGAAGAAAGAUGUGUGUUAUGUUACAUUGUGCCUAUGCAUGUCGAUAGUUCUGAGUCAUUCGCCAACAAAGAUACAAUUCUAAACUAUGUUUAAGGACAUGAAGACUGGCCCUUGCUGCAGGCAGAACUGUUAUGAGAGUAACAUUUCAGUGGAGAUGCUUUGGAGCAAACUGCUGUGUUUGCGCACAAACUUGACAGACAUGGUGAAGCUUCUUUUAGUUAAGGAAAUAGAGAGUUGUUUAGGAAACCCUGUUGGAGAGGUUAGGAAACCCUGCUGUGGAGGCAUGUUUCCCUGGAUGUCUUCAUCUUAGACCAGUUUCCUCACAGAAUCCGAGUGGUAAGGGCUAACCUGACACCAUGGCAGCCUUUGUUCAGGGAGCACAUACUUUGGCAGAGCUCCUAGUCUUGUUUUCUCACAUAGUAUUGUUCCUGUAGUUACUUUCAAGUAAAUAACGUCUGUUUUCUCCUUUUAAUUGGCUAUGGAUGCUAUCUUAAGGGUAAUUUCAGCUUGAGUUUGACAAAGGAAACCUGAAUGGUCUUUGUCAUGAAGUAGAUCGUAGUGGCUCGUAGCAUUUACGCUGGGCUUUGAUAGAAGUAGCCCCAGAAGUGUGAGGAGAGCUACUUCUGUUGUCCAUUUGUGUUUGCCCAUUGUGAUGUCACAGGGUUGAGUGAGAUGAGACGUCCCUACUUACAACAGUUGUUUUCUUAGUCUUUCAAAAAUGCAAGUUUGGAACUUCAUUGGCUCAACCUCUUGUAGUGACUUUGCUUUAUGAAUUUGCCCCCCCAAAAAAGCUAGUGAGUCUAACGGUCAGGGAUGCCCAUUAUAAUUUUUUACAAGAGGAAACUUUCUUUUUUUUAAUCCAAGUAUUCAUAUUCCACCCAAAGAAACCACUCUGUAAAACCAAAUUCAGUGGGAUAUUUGCAAAGUUACACAAUUUUUAGAAGUUAUAAUCUUAAUCACCUAUUUAAAAAUACCCUUUCUGUUUAUGAGUAGAAUUUAUAUUAAGUUAAAUAUUGGAAUUGAUUUGAGUAACAGGUAAAAAUAAAGGUACGGCUGAUUCUAAACCCUAUUAAACAUUGGUACCGGUUACCCAAGGGAGAGUGGGAGGUAACUUUGGUUGGUAUGCUGAGGUGUGGGUGAAUGAAGGGCACCCCAUCUUCAGUGCUCAACAGUGUGCAAUGAUUGUAAAUUUGGUGAGAUGCUACCAAGGCACAAGUGCUCUACUGUUCUUUAGAGUGUCCAUUACAAAAAACACCUUUCCUGUAUCCAUAUACUUCAGGUGUUGCUCUUAACUUUUCCUGUAUUUAUUGUAACCGAGAUGCUGUUAUUCACAUGAAAUGUUUAUUCUUUAAAUUGAAUGUAUUGUUCAUAACCCACAAAUGCUCAUACUCUUUGCCUCCUAUUUCCAUAGUACUGUAAUAUGAACUUCUUUUGUGAAAUACUUUUUAUUUUGUUAUGCUUUAAAUACACAUGCAAAGGGGUUCUGUUAUUAGCUUUAAAAACUGUACAAUAUCUUAAUAUAAAUAUAUAAAAAUAAAAGAUGAAUACUGUAAA